AUGCAAAAGAAUACAAGACAAGAAACAUAUAAAAUCGUUAAGACUCGCCCCCCUAAAAGGCAAGACGAACUUAACUUUAGCAUCAAUUCAGGUGUUUUUACCUGCUCCGAAUGCGAAAAAGAGUUCGAAAAGCCUUGGUUACUGAAAAGGCAUUCGAAGGUUCACCAUAUAAGUAAUCAAAUGGCAACCAAUACUGUACUCGACGAACCCGAGCAGGCCGAAUUGAUAGUGGAGAACACUAUUCCGGAUGCUAAUGCAUUUGAUUACUCGAGUGACGAAGAUGACUCCUCCAGUAUCGGGGAUGAAGAAGACAACAUUGUAGACGAGGAAAACGAUAUUGUCGAUAAUUUCUUUGAUAUUGAAAUGAACAGUAAUCCAGUUUUCAACGCAUUCUCUGACAUGUUUUCUUCUGCUGCUGCUGCUGAUGAGGUAUCAAUGACCGAUGAUGACUCUGAGAUCCCGGAAGAAGUCUUUGAGACAAUUGGCGCUGUAAAUGACCCUACAAGCUGUUAUCCUUUUCGCGAUCUUCAAACCAUGAUCCUUUUCGCUUUUAUCGAUGGGGAUAAUGACAUGAUCUCCCAGCAAAUGUUGAAGAAGAUACUGCUUGCGAUGAACUUGAUCAUUAAGAUCCAGCAAGAAACUCCCAUAGGAAGAACAUUUAAGUUACCUCGUUUGGAUGCUCUUUUAAAUUAUCAGGCAAGAAAGAAGUCCAAGAUGCCUGUCUUUCCUUCACAAAGAAUAUCAGUACCUGGAUCAAACGGGAACGCAUUCGCCCAUAUUAACCUUCCGUCCGACCACUUGAGAUUUCUUAUGGCAAACCCAAAGAAAUCCAAGUUGAUCUCGUCCAUGCCCGAUCGUACCCCAAACCAAUCGAUCUGUUUGGAACAAGAUGUCUGGUUUGGAAACAUUGUUUACUUGAAGACAAACGAUUGCAGCAUCCGCUUUUUGGUUGAAUCGUUCCACACGGCAAAUAAAAACAUUUUUGCGAGAGGGUAUCUGGUCAGAGCGAUUUCGAUUGUAUGCUAUGGCGUUGAGGUUGCUGUUACCAAUCUUAGAGUAGAGCAGAUCUCUCACGUUGACACCACUCCUGUUGAAAGAGAUCACUACUACAGUAUCUCAAGUAGCCUUACCAGAUUGAGUCCUGCUCAUGACUUUCUUCUUUUUGGAGUUCAUCCAAUGAAGAAGCCUAUGCCUCUUUCUGUUUUGCCCGGUAAUGUAGAUCGCGAUGCAGUGUUUUACAAAGUUAGGAUUGUUUCAAUCAUCCUUUUUACAGACGACACUUCUGGCAAUCGUUCAAAGCAGUACAAUCCGUUUGAAAGCUGGUUAAUGAGAUGCGCUGCCUUGCCUUUUAAGGAUCGAAAUUCGAUAGCAAACAUCCAGUUUCUUUCUACAAUCCCUAAGAAAGAUGGUGCAAAUGGUAUGUCUCUUCUGCCAGCAAUCGUUGAUGACUUUAAGAAACUCGAGAAAGGUGUAAAAAUGUUCUCCGCUGAAGACAAUGAGUAUGUUCUGGUUGUUGCUCCCAUCCUUUGGAUUGAGGCUGACACGCCAUGUCAUUCAGAACUUUGCGGAUUGCUUGGGCCGGCCACCACAUUUCCUUGCAGAAGAUGCUACAUCGAACUUAGACGUGCAAAAGACUUUGUGAAGGACUUGUCCUACUUCUGUGAGUGCCAUGAGAGACGAACUCGAGAGCACUAUGUUCUUGCAAACUCGUCACCUGGCAGAGACACUGAGAUCCCAAAUACUCCGAAAAUUGGAAUAAACACGCCUGCAAACAAGAUAAGCUUUAGAGAUCGUUCGACUGGCCGCUUAUUAGAAUUGCAGUCGUUUGAUCCAGAAAAGGAUACACCAGUGGAAAUCCUCCACACGAUACUUCUUGGUGUUGCAAAGUAUAUGGUAAUUGACUUGGUUAAGGUCGUGCUUAAGAAUGACACAGCCACAAUAGCAAGACUUUCAGAAUUCUUGACAGAUUACACGCGAUCAACUGGUCUAUCAAGAAAGUUCACCCGAAACUUGAGACAUAGUGGUUCAUUCCUCGGUAGAGAUUUCAAGGUUCUGCUUCAAAUACUUCCUGUAAUUCUGAUUACAGAAUUCUCUGGAAAUCAUGAGCUAGACCUUGUAAUACCAUGCUUUGUUGAACUUGGCCGAUUGUGUUCUCUGGUAUUCGUUCGUCAGGUGACAUCAGACUUUGAUAACUAUAUUAUCAGAGUAGAUAAUGCAGUGAAGCGCUUGAUCAGAGCAUUAUUUGACUACAAUAAAGGAACCAAGAACGAGCUCCACAAGGCAUAUUGCACCAAGCCGAAAGUUCAUUACUUGACACAUCUCAAGGAAGAUAUAAUUCGUUUUGGCCCAGCCCUCAAUUAUGAAACAGAAAAGGGCGAACAGUUCAAUAAGCACAUUCGCGAACAUCUGUUUCAUACAAAUCGCCAAAACACUUCCAGGGAUGUUUGCCUAAAGUUUGCAAAGCAGGUAGCAUUGCAACAUGUAAUUGACGGCGGGUCGUGGAUUAAUAGCUCUGGCAACCGAGAGAAGUCUGGAACUGGAAUAGAGAGGUUCAUUAAGGACAACAAUGAAUCUUUGUUCUAUUACACCUUCUUUGGCAGCUCGAGAGAGCUAAAGGACAACAACGACACUGGAGAUAUUGAAGAUGACGCCGUCCAAAACAACAGUUUUGGCGCGUUUGUUUUUAAAGAUGAUCCAAUCUCUCGCCCUCGUAUAGGACUUGUCUCAGGCUCUGUUGUUAAGUUUCUUAGCAUUGUUCCUCGUACGGAUAAUGACAGAAACAAUAACUAUGCCAAGGCUGUAAUGACAGGUGAGCAUUCUGAUGUUGCUAACAUGAAUCUCGUUUGUAAGUUAGAUUUGCACAUUUUCCGCAACCCAUUUUACAUUGUAAAUUUGAGCAAGUUCGGUUCCUACUGGUUCAUUUUCAAUAAUAUUCUUUUUGAUGAAUAA
This is a messenger RNA of Phycomyces blakesleeanus NRRL 1555(-), 2949 nucleotides long. RefSeq names its product C2H2-type zinc finger transcription factor. The coding region runs from base 1 to 2949 and encodes 982 amino acids. The record is from RefSeq and is a predicted model, not a curated record. Lineage: Eukaryota; Fungi; Mucoromycota; Mucoromycetes; Mucorales; Phycomycetaceae. The transcript has 2 exons.